Molecule: messenger RNA, 979 nt
Organism: Aricia agestis (brown argus)
Lineage: Eukaryota; Metazoa; Arthropoda; Insecta; Lepidoptera; Lycaenidae
Gene: Nacalpha
Product: nascent polypeptide-associated complex subunit alpha
Exons: 6
Coding region: 125-760 (211 amino acids)
Biological process (GO): protein targeting to membrane
Cellular component (GO): cytoplasm; nascent polypeptide-associated complex
Source: RefSeq, a predicted model, not a curated record
UGAAAUUGACAAAUUGUAAAUGUCAUUGACUUCUUUUGUCAAAACAAGAGUCCAAAAAUCGGUUUUAUUUUAGCCGCACGAGGUAUUUCCGAUUUUCAAAAUUGUUCAAAUAAAGGAAGCUAAUAUGCCAGAACUUACUGAAUUGGACAAGGCUACUGCCUCAAUGACUGAAAAGAGGAAGGAAGAAACGGCAUCCUCAGACAGUGAUUCUGAUGAUACUAUUCCAGAACUGGAAGAUGCAGGCACAGCUGGUACCGGUGGUAUCACAAACCCAAUUGCUGGUAUUGAUAUUGUAUCAAAGGCAAAGCAAUCACGGGGUGAAAAGAAAGCCCGUAAAAUCAUGAGCAAACUUGGACUUAAACCUGUCCAAGGUGUGAACAGAGUAACAAUCCGCAAAUCAAAAAAUAUUUUGUUCGUAAUCAACUCACCAGAUGUGUACAAAAACCCACACUCGGACACAUACAUUGUGUUCGGUGAAGCCAAGAUUGAGGACUUGUCUCAACAGGCCACCAUGGCCGCGGCCGAGAGAUUUAAGGCUCCAGAGAGUGCAGCGACUGGAAAUGACACAGCUACUGCUGGAACGACGGUAGCACCAAUUGCUGAGGAAGAAGAUGAAGAGGGAGUAGAUGAGACCGGAGUAGACGAGAAGGAUGUUGAGAUAGUGAUGUCCCAGGCCAAUGUCUCCCGAGCGAGAGCCGUUAGAGCCCUUAAGAAUAACCAGUCCGACAUAGUAAACGCUAUAAUGGAACUCACACUGUAACCUGUCAGGCUCUCGUCACAAGCUUUAUUUUAUGUUCCUAGACUUAAGAUGAUUAACGAUUGUUUGGUGUCAUGCUAGUGUAUUAAUAAACUGGUAACAACUCUUUAUUUUACAAUUCUAAUCCACAUCUACAGCACAUUUUAUGUAAUCGAAAUUCGGAAAUGUAUAUAUGAUAUACAUAGCUAUAAUGCCAAAAUUUAAUAAAAUAUGUGAAUAUUC